AUGGCUGCCCCUCCCGCUGGUUCUUCUCCCGUUACCAACGAUGGGCGCUCCAGUAAGCCACACCAUGCAAGCCGACUAAACGGACCUCUCAAGUACUCGGGUAGCCUCGACCAGUAUGAGUCAUUUGACCUGACCGCUGCCAUUGGACGGGAAUUCUCGACGUUGCAAUUGAGCGACAUAGUGCAUGACGACGCGAAGGUCCGGGACGUGGGCAUUACGGUCUCGCAACGUGGUGUGGUUUUCUUUCGCAAUCAGGACUUGAACAUCGAGGAUCAAAAGACCUUGGCUGUCAAAAUCGGACAUCUGACUGGAAGACCUGAGACUUCGCGCCUCCAUAAACAUCCCCUGGCCAACAGCAAGCGUGGGGUUGCUGUGGACGAAGGUGGAAAGGUUGAUGAUGAGGUCACAAUCAUGUCUUCCGAGCAGAACAAGAGGUACUACAAAAAUCGAUGCGGUCCUACGGCGAAGAGGCUAGCAAGUGAGGGAUGGCAUUCCGAUAUCACAUUCGAGCCUGUGCCAUCGGAUUAUGCCAUCCUUAAGAUUGUCACUCUUCCUGAAGAUGCUGGAGGAGAUACUCUCUGGGCAUCUGGAUAUGAAGCCUACGAUCGACUCUCCCCUGCGUGGAAGAAAUUUGCCGAGAGUCUGUCAGCCACUCACUAUCAGCCCGCUUUCAAUGAGGCGGUGAAAGAUCAGGACAUGGAGCUGAUCACUGAGAAUCGGGGCAAUCCAGUCAAUAGCGGAGUGGAUUUCAAGGUUUCCCACCCUGUGGUACGCACAAAUCCCGUAACUGGGUGGAAAAGUCUUUUCGCGGCCGGAUUCCAAAUCCGUGCAGGUUGGAUUGACGACGUGACUGACUAUGAAAGUGAAAUAUUGAAAACUUAUUUCUUAAAAUUGGUUUCCGAGAACCAUGAUCUCCAGGUCCGCUUCCGUUGGAGCAAAAAUGACAUCGCCAUCUGGGACAACCGGUCCGUCUUCCAUACUGCCACAUAUGACUACACCGGUCUACGACAGGGAAACCGUGUUGUCUCACUGGGAGAGAGGCCAUUUUAUGAUGCAAACUCGGUUUCGCGGAGAGAGGCACUUGGUUUGGCAACCUAG
Messenger RNA from Penicillium verrucosum, 1098 nucleotides. RefSeq names its product TauD/TfdA dioxygenase family protein. NCBI's taxonomy places the organism in Eukaryota, Fungi, Ascomycota, Eurotiomycetes, Eurotiales, Aspergillaceae. The record is from RefSeq and is a predicted model, not a curated record. The coding region runs from base 1 to 1098 and encodes 365 amino acids. Gene Ontology annotation, cellular component: cytoplasm. The transcript has 8 exons. Gene Ontology annotation, molecular function: 2-oxoglutarate-dependent dioxygenase activity.